CCUUGUUGCGCCUGGUUUCGUCGUUUCUCUCACUCCUGCAUCUGCUGGUGUUGGUGCUGCUGGUGUGGGUGCUGCUAGUGAGGGUGCUGCUAGUGAGGGUGCUGCUAGUGAGGGUGCUGCUGCUGCAGCAUUUUUGAUGUUCCAAAUUCUCUUCUUCAUGUGCUUGUCCAGCUUCACAGGACGGGACGUACUACACCAGGAUCCUCCUCUCUGGGGCGCUGAUUGGACUCCGGGCCCAGAUCUUCCCUCCUCUGUGCGCCUGCUUGACCUAGCACCCCAAUUGUGGGUGCCCCCUUGCGAUGUAGUGUCUGUCUCCUCGAAUAGUACCAGCCGUCCUAUGGAUUCACAGCUUCGGCAGUUUGUAUCUCGUCCACUAGAGGAGGACUGCGGUGACCUUUAAUCGUGCAUAUGGGAUAUUUUGGGUUGUGAAGAUGUGGAGAUCCCAAGCAGGACUGUUUUCGCAGGUUUCCUAGUGCUGCUGGUGAUGGAGAUGCCGAGCUCAGGAUUGCGAUUUUAGUGGACAUCCCGUGACGUUGCACCACUGCUGAUCGGAAGAGAGAACGGGGGCAGGGAAGGAUUAAGGUGUGGAUUGUUGGUCAGGUGUCUUGGGGUUAUGUAUCGGGCCGCUCCGUUGCAGCACGCUGCCGCAGGGUAUCGUCCGCAUGGCCAGGCUGGAAUCUGGCUGGUCGUGGUUCUUCUCAUCUCUUCGCUCUGGUUGGAAUGCAAUGCCAAGAAGCCUUUAAAACUACUGUUAGGAACUGAUCAGGUUCUGAAGAAUGUGACUUUGCCAGUACAGAAUGUUUGUCUAAAGAGCAUCGUCCGUCAGAAGCAAAUUGACUACUACAACAUCGACGUUUCAGGUUGCUUUGAGGAUCCUGACUUUGAUUUCGAUUACUUGGAGGUAGCGGCACGAAUAUAUCAGACGUGUGAUGACAGUCAGGAGUGGUCUGUGCUUGUGAAUACUGAAGGGGAGCUGGUUCCAAUUGAGGAUGCGAGGGCUUCGAAAGAUGGAACUUUCGUGGAUUUCAUAGAUGCGCAAAGUAAGGAAUACUCUGGGCAUUUGAGUAUACCUCUACGUCAAAAUGCUAGCCAACCCUGGAUUGCCGGUUUUUACAGCAGCUGUGGUCCUCUACUGUAUCAUCUGAAGGCUUGGUGCUCAGUGGGUAAAGAUUGCAACUUAACUUGCAGUGCCCCUGAAAGAGGACCUUGCGUAAGCUUUGGGAACUGUCGAUGCACUCAGGGCAGCGAAGGAUAUUGUGAUUUAGUCGUGGAAGAUUUGCCAGGGAAGAAGGACGUGAUAACAAGAAAUGGGUUUUUCCACCUUAGCGACACAGUUAAGUCUGGGACGUGGAUGUAUUUCCGGUUUCAGACAACAAGUAACGCCAGUCGCUCAUUGGUAGAGCUGGACAGAGCGUAUGGUGAUGUGAUUCUUUUUGUGAAACCUCAAGACAAUGAAAGCGAUGACCCAUUGAUGGAGUCAUUGCCAAUUGAACGGGAUGCACUGAAUUAUGCUGAUCUUCCGAGCUAUCAAAACCGACUGAGCCAUCACUAUCUUUUUGUAAAUGGUUCUGGAAAAUUUUAUAUUGGAGUGUACAAUUCAGAUACAUGUGUCGAAGAAGACUCGAUCUUCAAUUUGACUGUGACUAUAUCCACUCCAAACGAUCCAGUUAACUUGUGCCCCUUGAACUGUUCAUAUCCCCAAGGACAUUGCGUGAAAGAUAAUGUGUGUAGUUGUGAAGUUGGUUACGGGGGAACCUACUGUGCGUCAUUGCUUUGGCAAGCUGCUGCACUCCAGGCAUAUAGUGGUCAACUCUUACCUGGAGAGUGGGCUUACAUCAAUAUGACUAUUAAUCAGGUGUCGGACGAUCGGAAUGUUUCCGUCUACUUCAGCUCGACAGGACAUUCUAUUCUAUUGGCUCAGCAAAGUCGUUAUCCAACAUUAAAAGAUUUUUAUUUCAAGUUCACCAAUUCUACUUUGGAUGCCACACCUUCUGGUACAUAUGAGGUCAGUGGAGAUUCUCUGAGAGGUGGACUGAUCCUUGCAGUCUUCAAUAUCGAUUACAAGCACAGAGGAGUAUCUGAAUUCGAAAUCGUCUUGUUAGGCACGCGGAAAGGACUGGGCAUAUGGAUAAUCAUCCUUGCGGCUCUGGGAAGUUCAAUAAUCUUACUCACAAUAAUAGCAGCUGUCAGACAUUUUCUGCAGAUGCGAGGACAAAUUGUUGCCGAAUUAGGUCGGAUGGAUUUUGAGGCUACAGCACAGGAUACGGAAACGUCGGAAAAGCGUGUUCAGGAUAGAGUGCUGAUAAGCACGUUACCAUUGAUAGCUUACCAGCAAGGAAUGUUACCCAAGGAGGACUCUGGGUGCUCGAUAUGUUUAAGCAGCUAUAGCAUUGAGGAGAUUGUGUGUAGGUUACCUGGCUGUAAUCAUAUCUUUCAUAUACGAUGUCUUGAAAACUGGUUCCAGACUGAUGAUAGCUGCCCUUUGUGCCGGGUGCCUGUGAGCAACUCGUCUCCUGAGUCAGAGAUUAGGCCAUAGUAACGACCUGUAAUAUCUGACGAUUUACUUGGGAUGGCCUCAUACGACCAAACUCCGUUCAACAGUUUAGUUCAAAACAUGAAGCCUCAAAGAAAAACCUACUGAGAUCUAUGUGCCAAAGGAUAAUCAACCAUUUUUUUGGUGAACGCAAUUCUCUUGGUUCAGGAGACUACUUUAAUUUGGAGAAUUUCUGACUCUCUUUCUGAUUUGUGUACCAAUCAAAAUGAACUUCAGGAAGGCAACUUGUCUUUUGUCUCCAAGUUCCAGCUCUUGUCAAUUUUCCCGGACAUUACAAGGUAAAUUGUAUGUACUAUAACAAUGCGAGUUAACAUUGGGGAGCUUGAGUUUGCAGUUUGCACCAGCUCAUAAAUUGUCACUCUUGUAUCUUUCUCAUGAAUAUGAGGAAUUAAGGAAGUAAAGUUCAACUUCUGUGCCA
Molecule: messenger RNA, 2972 nt
Organism: Physcomitrium patens
Lineage: Eukaryota; Viridiplantae; Streptophyta; Bryopsida; Funariales; Funariaceae
Biological process (GO): protein ubiquitination
Molecular function (GO): transferase activity
Source: RefSeq, a predicted model, not a curated record